Molecule: messenger RNA, 1677 nt
Organism: Rhipicephalus sanguineus (brown dog tick)
Lineage: Eukaryota; Metazoa; Arthropoda; Arachnida; Ixodida; Ixodidae
Product: glucose-6-phosphatase 3
Exons: 1
Coding region: 142-1251 (369 amino acids)
Biological process (GO): gluconeogenesis; glucose 6-phosphate metabolic process
Cellular component (GO): membrane
Molecular function (GO): glucose-6-phosphatase activity
Source: RefSeq, a predicted model, not a curated record
UCAUUCAUACUUGCGGGCGGCGUACGACGGGGGGCCGCUCGAAUCGUCAGCCCAGCCGGUGCGCCGGUUCUUUAUUGAACGUUCUCUCGAAAAGUACGCGCCGACCGCGAAGCGGUCGUCGCGCUAUAAACCCAAGCUACCAUGGACGCCAUGUACACGGCUGGCGCGCACAUGACCAAGCACCUGCAAGAGAACUUCGACGGUUACGACCGCUUCUUCUCGUGGAUCUCUUUUGCGGCCGAUCCGCCGCGAAACCUGCUCUGGUACUACCCGAUUGCGCUGACGUUUAGCAAUCCGCUCGGCGUCCGCAUCCUCAUCGCCGCGUCGUGCUCAGAGUUCCUCAACGUCGCCAUCAAGUGGAUCUUAAACGAACACCGUCCCUUCUGGUACGUCAAGAUGAAGUCCGACAUGGGCAUCAAGCUCGCUCAGACGCCGCAGACCUGCGAGACCGGGCCCGGCUCUCCUUCGGGACACGUCAUGGUCACCGCGGCCGUCCUGUACGUCGCGAUCCGCUAUGCUAUAAGCUGCGUCGACGACAAGACGCGCAGUCACCGGAGACGUCGCUACGUCAGGGCGAUCCUGUGGCCCUCUUACGUCCUCUAUCUUACAGCCGUGGGCGCGUCGAGGGUCUUCAUCGGGGCUCAUUUCCCGCACCAGGUGAUGCUGGGCUUCGUCAUGGGCGUCGCGACGGGCUACAUCAUCGAGCGCUACGACGUAGACCGGUGGCACUUUCCCGAGUACGCCUCCAUGAGCGGCAUCAUGGUCAUGACGUGUGCCACCGUGUUUGCCGGCUUCACGGCUCUCGGCAUAGAUCCUCAGUACACGGUCCACCUGGCACUCGAGGCGUGCGACGACCCUCGCUACGUGAACCUCAGUUCGACGGUCCUGUACAGCAUGAUGCGCAACAUCGCCGCUCCCUUGGGCGUCGGUAUCGCCAUGUCCAGGCCAAACGUUGCCAAGGUACUGGAAGGUGCCAAGCGGGCGCCAGUCUGGGCCAAGCUGAUGGCGGGACUGGGUGGCAUCGGCGUCGGGCGCGUCUUGCUCGCCUGUCCGUUGCCCAAGCACGAGUGGUGCAUAUACGCCGGUGCGUUGGUCCAGUUCUGCUUCUUCUCGUUCGCCGUCAGCUACGGCAUUCCAUACGUCCUGUACAAGAACUACAAGGAGGUCAACAAGACCCUGGCGUUACGUCGGAAGAAGGAAUCGUCAAGUUCCUCUUCAGAUGAACAAACUGAUGCUGUACCUAAAAAGUAGGGCGUUCCAAAGACCGAGCAGGACAAACAGUGUGAGGCCGGUGCGAGUGUGGAUGCACUAAUGCGUGUUCAUUUCGGCCAACUAUAGCGUGGAAUCUCGCAAAUUCCAAAGAGAAGGAAACGCUUACCUCAUUGGCUCCAGAUGAGUAAAAAAAUAAAGCAAAGCGUCAACAUCUUUUCAGGUUUAAAAGGAAAUGUUCGAUUGGAGUGUCGUUCAGAGCUAAAGAGUGUGGAAGAGGGCGUCUGCAUUUGUUUUUCGUCAUUAUGUCCUAGAAGCAAAUUUUUGUCGAUGGUUCCUGUCGCACGAAACAACAGGUGAUCAUCAGCACACCUUUAUCGUGUCAGCAGAACCAGAGAGUUACAUCUCGUCAGUCGACAGGUGUUCCUAGCACACAUGGCUGUGAUAACGCGCAAUUAUUGCGCAACA